GAGAGUAGUUGUUGCUCAAAUUCAUAACUGAUACAGGAACCAGUUAGAGAGAGAUGGCCGACGGAGGAAAAAUGGUUUGCGUCACGGGAGCUUCCGGUUACAUAGCGUCUUGGAUUGUGAAGCUUUUGCUCCGCUGUGGCUACACCGUUAGGGCCACCGUUCGAGACCCACGGGAUGCAAAGAAAACAGAACAUCUUCUUGCACUAGACGGUGCAAAAGAAAGACUCAAACUGUUCAAAGCAGAUCUUUUGGCCGAAGGUUCUUUCGAGCAAGCAAUUGAAGGAUGUGACGCUGUCUUCCACACUGCUUCUCCGGUUUCAUUAACUGUAACUGAUCAUCAGACUGAGCUGAUUGACCCGGCCGUAAAGGGUACACUUAACGUCCUUGGAACUUGCACUAAAGUGGCAUCUGUUAAGCGGGUCAUCCUAACAUCGUCCAUGGCCUCAGUUCUGUUUCAUGUGCCUCACUUGGGACCAAACGACUCAAUAGACGAGAGUUGCUUCUCCGAUCCAAUUAUUUGCGCUGAUAAAAAGCUUUGGUAUGCAGUCUCAAAGACUUUGGCCGAGGUUGAAGCAUGGCGAUUCGCAAAAGAAAAAGGGAUUGACUUGGUCGUAAUAAAUCCAGGACUUGUGCUCGGACCACUUUUGCAGCCAACGCUUAAUUACUCAGUUAGUUUGAUCGCGGGUCUUAUCAAAGAUAAGAACGAUUCCGUUAAUAAGAACAGUAGGUUGGUGGACGUGAGAGAUGUUGCACUCGCUCAUGUCAAAGCGUACGAGACUCCUUCAGCCAAUGGUAGAUAUAUCAUUGAUGGUCCGAUUGUGACGAUUAAUGACAUUGAGAAGGUUUUGCACGAAUUCUAUCCCGACUUGAAUCUCGUUGACAAGAAUGAAGCAAGUGAGAUAAUUCCAGUGAUUUACAAGCUAAGUGUUGAGAAAGUGAAGAGUUUGGGAAUCGAGUUCACUCCUACAGAGGUCACCCUUAGAGACACUGUUCUUAGUCUCAAAGAGAAAUGUCUUGUGUGAUCAGACUCAUAUCUUAAUUCCCUUCGUAAUUGUAUUUUUUUUUUUUUUUUGAACUAUGCAAAUUUCAUAAAUAAAGAAUAAAAAA
This is a messenger RNA of Camelina sativa (false flax), 1107 nucleotides long. RefSeq names its product phenylacetaldehyde reductase-like. The record is from RefSeq and is a predicted model, not a curated record. NCBI's taxonomy places the organism in Eukaryota, Viridiplantae, Streptophyta, Magnoliopsida, Brassicales, Brassicaceae. Gene Ontology annotation, molecular function: oxidoreductase activity, acting on the CH-OH group of donors, NAD or NADP as acceptor.